Messenger RNA from Manihot esculenta (cassava), 894 nucleotides. RefSeq names its product probable DNA double-strand break repair Rad50 ATPase. NCBI's taxonomy places the organism in Eukaryota, Viridiplantae, Streptophyta, Magnoliopsida, Malpighiales, Euphorbiaceae. Bases 1 to 894 code for a protein of 297 amino acids. The record is from RefSeq and is a predicted model, not a curated record. The transcript has 2 exons.
AUGUUUGGUGGGGUCACGGAGGCCUCAGAUCCUUGCCUAUUGGCUCUUUCUGGCCUCUUGGCUAGCUCCACUCGAGAACAGGUGGCCUUCCGGGCUCAGUCCAGAAAUCGGCUUGGGGACACUGCUCGGGAGCUGCUCUUGAUGACAACGGGCAUUUUUAUGGAGAUGGAUGCCCGAGAUCGUGCUCUCAGGGACUUCGUGGACCGCCGUAUUGAGGAGGCGCAUCUCGAGGAGAACUUGUCGGCGACCAGCGAUGCCCGGAGCAACUUAGCCACGGCCCAGGAGCAUACCAAGUCCCUGGAAGAGGAGUUGUCUUAUACCCGGAGGGUUCUUAAAGAAUCUGACGAGAGGGCAGCUGUAGCUGAGAUCCGCUGUGAAGAAGUCUUGAAGCAGCUGUCCUCCGUGGUGGAGACCCUUCGUGAAAGGGAUGAGGCUGUGAGCCAGAGGGACGAGGUCCGGCGUCAGUACGAGGCCUUGAAGGCUAAUUUCGAAGGAGCUCAGGCUCAUCUUGAUAAGGUGAAGAUUCAAAAGGAGGGAGCACUAGCUCGGGUUGAGGUUCUCGAGCAGGAGCUGAGUAAGAGUUCUGAUCGUAUUAGAGAUCUGGCCUCAGCGGCAGAGGAGUCUGAACUUCACAAUCAAGAGCUCUGCCGUGAGGUCAAGACUUUGGAGCACAAAUGCUCGGCCCUGCUUGAGGAUGCUAGACUCGUUGAAGACAGGAUUCAACUGGAGUACGAGAGGCGUUUGAUGGAGUAUAAGGAGUCUCCCGAGCUAAAGAAAGAGAUCGAGCAGGCCUGUGAAGCUCGCCUCCAGAAUUUCAAGAGUUCUUAUGAAUUUAAAGCCGAGGUAGCUGAGGCCUGUGAGAGACGACUUGCGGAGUUCAAAGCUUCUGGCUAG